CCAUACCGUGUUGGAUACUAUCACAUGGAAAAGACGAUAGGGAAAGGGAAUUUCGCCGUUGUUAAGUUAGCCACCCAUAUCACCACAAAGAGCAAAGUAGCAAUAAAGAUAAUACAGAAAACUAGAUUGGAUGACGAAUGCGUGCGGAAGAUUCUACAAGAGAUUAACAUCAUGAAGAUGCUGAAGCACCCGCACAUCAUCAGACUCUACCAGGUAAUGCAAACAGAGAAGCUCAUUUAUUUAGUGACAGAGUAUGCCAGUGGUGGAGAAAUAUUUGACCACAUUGUGGCACACGGACGCAUGAAUGAGAAGGAGGCGCGGAAAAAGUUCAAACAGAUCGUGUCUGCUGUCUCAUACUGCCACAAGAUGAAUGUGGUCCAUCGCGACCUGAAGGCUGAAAACCUCCUUCUAGAUAGCGGUCUCAAUGUAAAAGUCGCCGAUUUUGGCUUCAGUAACAUCUCCAAACCGGGAGAGUUACUGAGGACCCACUGUGGCAGUCCCCCAUACGCGGCCCCAGAACUUUUUGAAGGGAAGGAGUACGAUGGACCCAAAGUUGAUAUUUGGAGUCUGGGUAUUGUGUUAUAUGUACUGGUUGUCGGUAGUCUACCAUUUGACGGAAAGACACUCCAAGAGUUGAGAAGCAGCAUUUUGGCGGGAAAGUUUCGGGUGCCAUUUUUUAUGUCAACAGAAUGUGAAAAAUUAAUUCGCCGUCUACUAUGCACUGACGUAAGCAAGAGGAUAUCAAUGAAGGAUAUAAUAUCCCACGAAUGGAUGAAGUUG
This is a messenger RNA of Helobdella robusta, 780 nucleotides long. RefSeq lists its product as hypothetical. NCBI's taxonomy places the organism in Eukaryota, Metazoa, Annelida, Clitellata, Rhynchobdellida, Glossiphoniidae. Gene Ontology annotation, cellular component: cytoplasm. The transcript is spliced from 7 exons. Gene Ontology annotation, molecular function: ATP binding; protein serine/threonine kinase activity; tau-protein kinase activity. Gene Ontology annotation, biological process: intracellular signal transduction; protein phosphorylation; microtubule cytoskeleton organization. The annotation marks the transcript as partial. The record is from RefSeq and is a predicted model, not a curated record.